Metarhizium brunneum ARSEF 3297 is the source of this 423-nucleotide messenger RNA. RefSeq lists its product as uncharacterized. The record is from RefSeq and is a predicted model, not a curated record. Lineage: Eukaryota; Fungi; Ascomycota; Sordariomycetes; Hypocreales; Clavicipitaceae.
AUGGCCGUCAUUUUGGACAAGCGAGGCGGCGAUGUUCCAUUAACAGAGGAAGUAAUCGAGUCUCUGUUAGAGAACUCCUGGGCUGGAUAUGACCUCAUGAAUGUCCUAGUCCAGCAGCAAGGAGAUGAUAAUCAGACGACUGCAAGCUUGGUCCAAAAGCAGUGGCGUUCUUAUUUGAGGUAUGAGCAAGUGCAGCCGUUUCUUAAGCAGCACCCUAUCACGCGAAGAAUGAUGAUGGCCGGCGCGAGAAACAUUUAUCAAUGGAAGGGAGUCGUAGAGUUGCUUAUAAAAUACAGAAGAGAUGAGUUCCUUGCCAUAUCGAACGAUGAGCAUGAAAACUUUGGAGAUGAUCGGGGUCGUUUUCAACCUUGGCGGGCUGUGGACCUCAUUCGGCGGCUUGAUCAAGCUCGGGCAGGACAUUGA